Molecule: messenger RNA, 762 nt
Organism: Eruca vesicaria subsp. sativa (arugula)
Lineage: Eukaryota; Viridiplantae; Streptophyta; Magnoliopsida; Brassicales; Brassicaceae
Source: the annotation of a GenBank genome assembly
AUGUACUCAUUAUCGUCUGUAUUAAAACGCCUCAUUUUGAUCCAUGUCUUGUCCGUACAACUACUUAUAAACAGCGAAUUGCCCUUAAACAUGACCAAUGCGUAUCUCAACCACAAAUGCUUGGUUAGUCAAGGAAAAUACAAACCGGGAAGUGAGUACGAGACACGUUUAAAAAGAAUCAUGAAAAGGUUCUAUUCGGGCAGUAACAAAGGUUACGACGGGAUCGGCGAUCCUACUUUAUCCGCUAUGCUCCAAUGCCGCGGCGACUCCUACGGGGCCAAGUGCCACGACUGCUUUGCCACCGCCCUUGCUGCGCUUCGUAGAAGAUGUCCGUGGUACAAGGGAAAGAUGAUAUGGUAUGAUCAAUGUCUUCUCGCGAUUUCUUCCAAAUUAUCUUUUGGACAGAUCGAUUACGACAAUAACUUUUGUAUGUCCAACGCAAAGAAGGUGGGAGGAGAUCAAAUCGCGUUUAUAAAAGCUUGGAAUAAUCUUAUUAUCGAUCUGACGAAUUUAGCCACCAUUGGAGAUAAUUACACACUGUACUCUGUGGGAGAGAAGCGGUACAAGGGUGAUAUGAUAUAUGGAAUGGUGCAGUGUACGCGAGACUUAUCGCCAAAGGCUUGUAAGGAGUGUGUGUCCUAUAAUAGGUUGCAUUUUCAAGAUUGCGUGAAUGAUAUACGAGGAGCGAGAGUUGUAGGCAGGAGUUGUAGUUUUAGGCUUGAGUUUUACCCUUUUAUUGCCAAGCAAGUCCGUAAUAUUUAA